This is a messenger RNA of Vitrella brassicaformis, 3558 nucleotides long. The record is from the annotation of a GenBank genome assembly. Lineage: Eukaryota; Vitrellaceae.
AUGGCGGAACUCGAGAGGGAGCUGAGAGACUACAUGGCGAAUUUUGGUUAUCCAAUGGCCGUGAACAGGGAGGUCAUCAGGGACACAGCGUUGCAGAUUGCAAGUCGGCUGCUGGGGCUGAAUGACUUCUGCGCGAGCGACGAGUGGAUCGAGGCAUUCAUGGUGCCGUACCAGCAGGUAGGAGAGAGCAAACACAUGGAGGGAAGCAACGUCAAUGGCGAUUCCUGUUUGCCCGCAUGCUCUAUUUCUCUCCAGAGCCCACCUGUUGUUGCCGCUGCGGCGGCUGCAAACAGUGCCUACUGCCCGGGUCAUCCAACCCCGAGCACACAGUCGCCCAGCCCCCUCACCCCACAAGCAGGUCGGCCGCUGAAUGACUACACAUGUACCAGCACAUAUUCAUUGGAACUGCUGCGCUUCAGGCAAUGGCGGCGCUGCCGUACGUACCCCCGUGACGUCAUCCCCUGCUCAGGUGAGCGUGUGUACGCACUUACGUGACUGUAGCGGCCCUGUGUGAUACUGUCUGUAUAUACAUGUGUUCCCUACUGGCUCCAGAGCACUACGGGCGCUGCUGUGGAGCAACAGUCGGAACAUUCACAUGGCCGGGACACCAUGAGUGUAAGAAGCACUACCACACCAUCUGUCUGAGUACACAUCAGCCAUCUACAUGUGUACUGUGUUGUCUCAGGUCGUCCACUCAGAGGACAGGAGGACGGCCAGUGGCGACAGGCACCCCAAGUACCAGAAGAAUGACCGAUUCCCGCACUUAGAGGACCCGUGCUCGGUGGUAAGGGGUGCAUAGGGAUCACUCGGCUGCAGCGCAUCCGUAUUGUCGUCUUCGUGUUGUGUGUUCAGGUAUGGUCUCGUUCGUCGGUCAAGUCUGCGAUCAGCGACAGCGCCGAUGACACCUCCAGUGGCAAACAAGAGGUCAGUACGAAGGGAGGACACAGCAAUAGCUUCCCUGCUGCACAUGGGGUGUACACGUCCUUCUCUGUCUCUUGUGCCGUCACCAGGCCGAUGCUGACAUCAUUAGUUUGUCAUCCGAUGGUGUGGUCGCUGCAAGGGUCCUGGCGGCUUGCAGCACGACAGAACAAGGCUGUAGCGACACACUGCGAGGCGACGUGAUACCUAAAAUGACAGCCAUUGACCCCUCACUCGUUACCGUUCACCAAGCAUACGACUGGUAAAACACUUGCACACAUACGUACUCGUCCACGUAAAUUAUCAGAUGGUAUGGCAGGUACACUUAUGAGCAGAACAAGGGCGUCAGUGGCUGGUUCUCCUUACUGGGGCCUGUUCAUCAAGGAGGACAACACUACGACCUGCGCAGGCAGGUACUCAGCAAGCGAAACGACGCAGGAUAGGCCGACAAAGACUCUAGUGUCCGGCGUUUCUCAGGGCUCGGGCUUGCCCCCGGCCCACGUGUCAAGUAGUGAUAACCUGAUGGUAGAGCUGUUAGGUGUGUCGAGCCUGUUGGUUUCACUUAAGGUUCUCGCCAGCACAGUGCCUUUGACGGAACAAGUGGUAGGCUGCGGUUCUGACGGUGCUUUGACAUUGCGUCUUCUUGUCCUCUUCUCGGUGCAGGUCGCCCUGCUGAUCGAUCAUCAGCUUCCAUUCAUCACUUCAACCAUUCAAAAGAACCGAGAGGCAAUCGACCAGAGGGAGGAGAAGAUCUUCGGGCAACUGGGGGACAGCAUGAGAGAGCUGCUCAGGAAGCUGGAACCGCACGUCGGCGAGCUCGACCAGGGCAUCAAAAAUGCCUUUCAUCGACUGGCCGAGAAGAUAAAUGGCGGCGCUGCAGUCGCAUCUUCUUCUCUUGGCGAGUCCCUGCACGGCUUCCUGCACUCGUUCAUGCUGAUUCCAUCCGAGAAGCGGAACCUUCUCCUGGAGAUUGUAGCGGCGUGGACUGUCGAGCUCUUCACAAGGUACAUGGCAGAAUGGAGGUGGCCUGAGAGCGCUGAGUUGGGGUGUGUCUUUGCAGGUGUCCUCCCAACAAUCGUCACUCAUCCAGCAGGGAGGGCUCAAGACAGCCGAAAGGCCGCCGUGUUGGGUGCCGGGUGCCUGGCUGCUAUCAUGCCAACUGCCUGAGAACCGGACACCAUUACUGCAAAUGGUGCAAGGACACCGACUCUGCCCACUUCGCCGCUGAUUGCCACCGCAAGCCCGGCUUCAGCGGGGAAUACCCAGCAAACACGGCUUUGGUGAGUGGGCCAAACAAACGGGGACCGCUGCAUGAGCCCAUUUGGUGUGUCUGCUCAUGCUCUUAGGCAUUUUUAUUGCCCUGGCCGUCGUUCCCAUUCUGGUCGCACUACCCGUCACCCCAGUACAGCUCCCCUCGCAGCAUCCAAGACAUCCUGGCCCACCACGCCCACGAUCACGGCCGCGCAAAGGAGCCCACGGACGUCACCCGUCUGCUGAGCACGCUGCAGUCGGCCAUGGGCGGCCGAGGGGGCAGCUUCCGUGGAGUGGAAAAGAUGUGGACCUCCAUCUUCAUCGACGAGACGCUGCCCGUCCUGUGUGACGUCCUCUCCAAGGGCGGCUACAGCUUCCCUCUGCGAUCCUCCUCCAACAACCCGGGCAGCGGCAUGGAGAAACAGAUGACGGCUCGGCAGUGCUUCGCCCUCAUCGGCGCGGGCUUCCUCUGUCUGCACAAGCACGACGAUCCAGGCAGCCUCAACUUUGACCGCCUGUUCGACAACAGCACACCCUCUGGCAUGGCCAAGCUGCAGUGCUUCAUCAACUACCUCGACACCAUGGCGCGGGCCAUCAAGGAGAACAAGAGCACCGAGACGGAUCGUGUGGUCAUCUUCCAAGCCCUGCAUAGCCCAGCGGCGGGGCUUCAGGAGUGGUCGGAGUCGACUGCCACUCUGGUGGACGUGCGAUUCGUGGAAGGCACCCAAGCGUCCAUCUUCGACUCGGAGGGCAUUAGGGGCGACUUCGCCAACGAGGACAUCGGUGGCGGAACGCUGGGAAACGGUACGCAGACCACCUCAGGGGACCCACAUGCCUUCUUGCAUGUGUGUCUGUGUCUUGCUGUGUGUGUGUGUGUCUGUGUCAGGUGCGGUGCAGGAGGAGAUUUUGUUCUCAAUCGAGCCUGAGUGCCUUGUCGCCCGCUACCUCUUCCCCAGAGCCAUGCAGCCCACAGAGGCCUUCAUGAUCGUCGGCUCCAAGACGUUCAGCCGCACAUCGGGAUACGGCCGCGAGACCCUCCGCUUCGCUGGCCCUGUCCUCGACACCGCCACCACGAGACACGUCGAUGGCCAUCCGGUGCUGAACAAGUACAUCGUGGCCUUCGAUGCCGUCAACUUUGGCAAGCACGGGGGCGAUCAGCAGUACGACGAGACGUGUGUGCUGCGGGAGCUCAACAAGGCACACACGGCGUUCCACUGCAAUGGCCUGACGGUCGUCAGUGGCAUGCCCUUCGCGACGGGUGAGUGAGGCACACACACAGAAUGGUCAUCUUGUCUUGUCUGCACAUCUGCGUCGGCUCGUGUGUCUGUGCGUGUGUCUGUCUGUCCAGGCAAUUGGGGCUGCGGUGUGUUUGGUGGCGACCCCCAGUGA